This is a messenger RNA of Cladophialophora yegresii CBS 114405, 606 nucleotides long. RefSeq lists its product as uncharacterized. The coding region runs from base 1 to 606 and encodes 201 amino acids. Lineage: Eukaryota; Fungi; Ascomycota; Eurotiomycetes; Chaetothyriales; Herpotrichiellaceae. The record is from RefSeq and is a predicted model, not a curated record. The transcript is spliced from 2 exons.
AUGCCGCCGCGCAAGCCGCCAGCCAAGGGCAAGGGCCCGCCCCCAAAACCAGCCCCAACUUCAAAACCGCGACGGUCAAAGCUAGCCAAGGACAACGACAUCACGGCGGAAGAAGAGGCAGAGAUCAAGGAAGCAUGGAAUCUGUUUCGGCUGGAGGAUGUCGAGGGCUACGAAGGCGAAAAGGAAGGUGUUCUUCGGACGAGCAAUGUGCAGCAUGUCAUGCGAGCACAGGGCCUGGCUCCCAAAAACGAGGCAGAUAUGCGAGAAUUCAUCGAGACGCUUGACCCAGAGUCGGAGGGCUACGUAACAUAUCCGCAUCUCCUCGCUCUCUGCGCAAUACAACUGAAAUCCAAGACCGACGAGACCAAGGUGGAAGAAGUCGAGACCGCAUUCAACCUCUUCCAUCCCGGUCAAGGUAACGGCGGUGAGGAACCAGUGAUACGGUUGCAGGAUCUGCGAGCAGUGGCGAAAGUACUGAAAGAAGACGUCAGUGACGACGUGCUUAGAGCGAUGAUCCUGGAGGCAAACGGAGGGAAGGGCGUCGGGUCUGGCGUCAACAUGGAGGAUUUCCAAGCUGUGCUGACCCGAGCAGGGGUGUUUCAGUAG